UCACACGUCACCGUCACGUUCGGAUCGCUCUCUUCUCACCGGUGGAGUAAAGAGAAACCACACUUUCCUCAUGACUCACUAGUGGCGACUAGUAGCAGUAGUGGUCUCUCUCUCUCGGAGAAGCUACUUCUCACCGUAAAAAAUGCCAAUCGGCCUAUCGUCACCGGUGGCGCCUAUGCCCUUUCUCGGAUGCUCCGGUCGACCGUCUCCUAGGAGGAAGAAGAAUAGCACGGCGCAAAGGCAAGGCGGGGUUAUCGGCAACUUCGGCCACUUGGGCAAUGUGGUUCGCAAGGACUUGGAGUUCUUAAAGAAUGGAAUCGGUAAAGCUAUGGAGUGGGCGAACGGAGCCUUCCGCGUCCCUCAGCUCUCUAAAGCCCUAGACGACGUGGUCUGGCUCCGCCCCCUCGAAGAUCGUCGUUAUUCCCCGCCUUCUCCUCCUCUCUCUUGGCCUUCUCCUUCUCCUUACUAUCCAGAACUGUCCAGUGUGGAUUUAUUCUUGGCCGAUGUCAAAGCCUUGGAGGCAUAUGCUAGCUAUUUUUACCAUCUGUCUAGGUCGUGGAGUAGACCACUUUCUGAGGUCUAUGAUCCAGAAGAAGUUGCUGGCUAUUUUGCUCUCAGGCCACAUGUUUUGGCCCUUAGACUUCUUGAGGUGUUCUUCUCAUUUGCUGCUGCUGCAAUCAGAAUUCGGAUCUUGGGGUCAGGUGUCAGAAAGGUAUACAGGUCAAAUAUGGAAAAUAAUAUUGGUGGAGAUGUUGCACAGUACAAUUUUGGAAUGGUACUAAAAGAAACCAUGCUAAACCUGGGACCGACUUUUAUCAAAGUUGGUCAGUCCCUCUCCACAAGGCCGGAUAUCAUUGGUCCUGAAAUUUCAAAGGCAUUGUCUGAGCUGCAUGAUCAAAUCCCUCCUUUUCCCAGGACUACGGCAAUGAAGAUCAUUGAGGAUGAACUAGGGUCCCCUGUAGAAACAUAUUUUAGCCACAUCUCAGAGGAACCUGUGGCUGCAGCUUCUUUUGGCCAGGUCUACAGGGGAUGUACGGUGGAUGGUCUUGAUGUUGCAGUGAAAGUUCAACGUCCUAACUUACAGCACGUGGUUGUUCGAGAUAUUUAUAUUCUCCGCCUCGGGCUGGGACUUCUACAAAAGAUAGCAAAAAGAAAAAGUGAUCCUCGCCUGUAUGCUGAUGAGCUUGGAAAAGGUUUUGUAGGGGAGUUGGACUACACUUUAGAGGCUACAAAUGCUUUGGAGUUUAUGGAAGCUCAUGCUCCCUUUUCAUUUAUUCGUGUUCCAAAAGUUUUUCAUCAUUUAAGCAGAAAGAGAGUUUUGACUAUGGAGUGGAUGGAUGGUGAGAGUCCACGUGAUUUAAUUGACAUGUCCACUACAGAGUCUAUAGAUCAUGGCUCUAGCUAUUCAAAGUGGCAGCAGAAUGAUGCUAAAAGGCGACUACUUGAUUUGGUUAACAAAGGAGUAGAGGCAUCACUAAUUCAACUCCUUGAAACUGGCUUAUUACAUGCUGAUCCGCAUCCUGGGAACAUACGGUACAUCUCAUCAGGAGAAAUAGGAUUUCUAGAUUUUGGGUUGCUGUGCCAGAUGCAAAAGAAGCAUCAGUUUGCCAUGCUUGCAUCCAUAGUGCACAUAGUAAAUGGUGAUUGGGCAUCCCUUGUUCAUGCUCUAACCAAUAUGGACGUUGUAAGGCCAGGAACUAAUAUAUGGCGUGUUACCAAGGACCUUGAAGAUGCAUUGGGAGAGGUAGAAUUUAAAGAUGGAAUCCCUGAUAUCAAGUUUAGUCGGGUCUUGGGUAAAAUCUGGUCUGUUGCCUUCAAGUAUCAUUUUCGCAUGCCACCAUAUUAUACACUUGUCUUGCGAUCUCUUGCUUCCUUGGAAGGCUUGGCAGUAGCUGCAGAUCCAAAUUUUAGAACAUUUGAAGCUGCAUACCCCUACGUUUUUCGGAAACUUCUUACUGAUAAUUCAGUUGCUUCAAGGCGAAUUCUGCAAUCGGUUGUUCUAAAUAGACAGAAGGAAUUUCAAUGGCGAAGGCUUGCUCUUUUCUUAAGAAUAGGAGCAACCAGGAAAGGAUUGCAUCAGUUGGUAGCAUCAAAUGGUGAGAUUUCACAGGAUUCAGCAAAUGGAGCUAUUGGGGUGUUCAAUGUCACAAAUCUGGUCCUAAGAUUCCUCAUAUCUAAAGAUGGUAUUGUGAUGAGAAGACUCCUAAUGACUGCAGAUGGAGCUGCUUUGAUCAGAACAAUGGUUUCUAAAGAAGCAGCUUUCUUCCGCCAACAGCUUUGCACAGUUGUUGCAGAUAUAAUAUACCUGUGGAUGUGUGAAGCUUUUGGACAAAGCACCAGUAUCACUCAGUAUAAUUCACAAGUAAUUUUGGCAAGUGAACCUAACAAAAAAGAGCUUAGUUCGUCUUCUAGAUUAGCUACUUCCAUCCGUGACUAUCAGUACAUUCUUGGAGACAGGCGCCUCAAAUUGAUUAUGUUAAAAAUACUGGACUCCGCAAGGAAAAACCCAGUGCUGAUGUUGAGGUUCCUAUGGUCAUCCUUUGCAAUUUUGGUCACAGCUUCUGCUUUGGCUUUCCAUCGCAUGUUAAUCUCCCUGUCCGAAGCUUACUUGAGCGCUCUACCAUUUCCAUCAAAGAAAGUUGCUGUCACUUGCUAGUUUUCUAGCAUCCUUGCAUUCGGCCGGCUUUGGAGAAAAGAAAAAUGCAGGCAAGUCUUCAUUCGUUCGAGCCAUAUCUAUCAUAAACUGACCUUGGAAUGCUGAAGCCAAUGCUGGUAUUUUCCCUGAGAAGGCUGAUUUGAAGAUUUGUCUCUUAGUGCUAUCUUUACUGCUAGAAUCAAAGGGCUGUGCAUAUAAUGAUACGAGCCAAAAUUGCUAUUGCCACUCCUUUGUGCACCUGCAUAUUAACAUGGAUCACUUAGAGAUUCUUGUACACAAUGUAAAGGCAUGACAUUGUCACUGUAUGUGUAGCUACAUGUAAUAAAUAUAUAGUUGCUAAGUACAUGCAUAUCAGAAUUUCAACAUAGUAACUAACAAUGUUAUAAUGUAUGAAACAGUAUGGUAGCGCGGUACAUUAUGUUGCUUUUGAGUAUUGCUGAGUACAUAAAUGUUGGUGUUUUUACA
This is a messenger RNA of Diospyros lotus (date-plum), 3121 nucleotides long. RefSeq lists its product as uncharacterized. NCBI's taxonomy places the organism in Eukaryota, Viridiplantae, Streptophyta, Magnoliopsida, Ericales, Ebenaceae. The record is from RefSeq and is a predicted model, not a curated record. Bases 143 to 2656 code for a protein of 837 amino acids. The transcript has 16 exons. Gene Ontology annotation, biological process: protein phosphorylation. Gene Ontology annotation, molecular function: ATP binding; protein kinase activity.